Messenger RNA from Ceratotherium simum simum (southern white rhinoceros), 3218 nucleotides. The record is from RefSeq and is a predicted model, not a curated record. Lineage: Eukaryota; Metazoa; Chordata; Mammalia; Perissodactyla; Rhinocerotidae.
GCUCGCUCGGCCGGGUCCACCUCCCCGUGGGCUGACCACUACACCGAUCAGAGCCCAGCGCGAUCGGUUCUUUCCUGUGGCUCGUGGGGCCGCCGCGCUACUUCCCCGUGUGCGGGAGGGAAUUCUGGGCAGGCUGGUUUUCUUGGAAUGUGUUUACGAUGUUGAAUGGGACUUGAACAGGAAGCUGGACGCUGCAGCUGGAACUAGCGUGCCAGGUUCUAUGUGAUUGCAUCUGAUGUACAUAGGAGAGAAAGUGACUGAAGGAGAACUCAGAUAGCAGCUGCAUGACUGAAACUGUCCAAAGUCAAGUGUCAGUACAGUCUUUCAACUAUAUUUGAGUAUACCCAGGAUAUAAAGUGUGAUUGAACCAAACAUUUAUUUGGCUGAUUCUCAUCAUGAACCGUGCUUUUAGCAGGAAGAAAGACAAAACAUGGAUGCAUACGCCUGAAGCUUUAUCAAAACAUUACAUUCCCUAUAAUGCAAAGUUUCUUGGCAGUACAGAAGUGGAGCAGCCCAAAGGAACAGAAGUUGUGAGAGAUGCUGUAAGGAAAUUAAAGUUUGCAAGACAUAUCAAGAAAUCUGAAGGCCAGAAAAUUCCUAAAGUUGAGUUGCAAAUAUCAAUUUAUGGAGUAAAAAUUCUAGAACCCAAAACAAAGGAAGUCCAACACAAUUGCCAGCUUCAUAGAAUAUCAUUUUGUGCAGAUGAUAAAACUGACAAGAGGAUAUUCACUUUCAUAUGCAAAGAUUCUGAGUCAAAUAAACAUUUGUGCUAUGUAUUUGACAGCGAAAAGUGUGCUGAAGAGAUAACUUUAACAAUCGGCCAAGCAUUUGACCUGGCAUACAGGAAAUUUCUAGAAUCUGGAGGAAAAGAUGUUGAAACAAGAAAACAGAUUGCAGGAUUACAGAAAAGAAUUCAAGACUUAGAAACAGAAAAUAUGGAACUUAAAAACAAAGUACAAGAUUUGGAAAGCCAGUUAAGAAUAACCCAAGUAUCAACAUCUCCAGCAGGCAGUCUGACACCUAAGUCACCCUCCACUGACAUCUUUGAUAUGAUUCCAUUUUCUCCAAUAUCACAUCAGUCUUCGAUACCUGCUCGCAAUGGCACGCAGCCACCUCCAGUACCUAGUAGAUCUACUGAGAUUAAACGGGACCUGUUCGGAGCAGAACCUUUUGACCCAUUUAACUGUGGAGCAGGGGAUUUUCCUCCAGACAUCCAAUCAAAAUUAGAUGAGAUGCAGGAGGGGUUCAAAAUGGGACUAACUCUUGAAGGCACAGUAUUUUGUCUUGACCCGGUAGACAGCAGGUGCUGAUGCCAAGAAGAAGAGAUCCUGAUUCAUGUUAAAUUUGUUUUAUAUACGUAUAUAUCACUUGUUAUUACUUUAUGACAGCUAUUAUACAUGUGCCAAUAUAUUUUUGAAUAUCUAACUUUUUGAAAAUUAUUUCAGUAAAAUUUCCUCGUACAUUCACUGUUGAUCUGUAAUGAUUUAUUUUAAAAACAACUUGUUGAAAAGUAAAUCAUACUUUUAUGUUCCUUUCUAUCUGUUGUAGGUGAAUUUAUAAUUGAAAGACAAAUUAUCCAAGUAUCUGCCUUGUGUCUGAGUUCUAAAUAAUUAGCAUCUUGAAAUUUGUGUUCAUUCUCCAGGCUGCUAGUGUAUUAUUGAUUCCCAAAAGUCAUACUUUAAUGAUACCUUUGAAAGUCCUGAGGAGACAUACCAAUAUCAAAAUAAAUAUGUUCUAUAUUCAAACCAAUAAAUAUGUUAUUAUUCAUUAGACAUAUGCCAUUUUAUGUAUUAAAUGUUGUUCAUAUCAUUGGGAAAAUAUAAACUUUGAAUAUAAUGCCACCAGGACAUUUUUAGCAGGUAAAAAAAACAAAAAUAUAAAUUCCAAUAAAAAUUAAACCAAACAUAUUUAGAGUAUUUAUUAGUAAAAACAAGGUAAUAAUGUUAAUUAUUAUGAAUUUUACUCUAAAUAUUUUAUUUACUUCAUAAAUAAAGUUUGUGGGGAAAAAAUGAAAAUUUCUCUUUACUAAACACUUAAAAUUUAAUUUCUAAUGAGAUAAGUUAUAUUGCUAAACAUCUAAACAUCAUCUGAUCUGAUGUUUCCUAAAAGACAUUUGAAAUGUAUGCUGUUUAUGGUUGCAAUGUCUAUUACCCAUAUUUCCUUUACCAAAUAUAUUUUUUCUCACUGAAUAAGAUUAUCCAAUAUUUUCUCCUUUGAUAAAGACAUUUUCUCAGCAAAGCUUAUUUUGUGAUGCUCCCUUAGGUUUCAUACUUUAAAAUCUACGGCAAGUAUUCUUUGCGAGUCAUCAAUAAUAUUUAGCAAAUUUAAUUUGUAUUUGUUUUGUUGAAGGCAUAAUCUCAUUUUUCACAAAAAUCAAGUUGCUGCUUAGUAGUCUAACAUGAACAAUAAAAUUUUCUUGCACCUCAUUCUUGAUGUGCCAAUAAACCCUGACCUUAUAAAAAGGUUGUUUCCUAUGCCUUUGCCCAUUACGUACAGACUGUAAUUUGUACUCACUCCAACAAAAAUGUAUGGUUAAAUUUAUAAUGUGCUUCAUCACAUUAUGAGAAAAAUGAAUUAAAUUAAUGAAAAUGUGAGCUUAGAUGGGAGGUAGAUCUCAAAAAAAGAUUUUUCUUUUACUCGUGGAAAAUUUCAUCAAGUGAUAAAGGUACAUUUUCACUAGGAAAUGAAAUCAAAUAUGCUUAUGCAAUAUUAUAUUUGUAUGUAUCUUCAUAACGUUCUAUAGUAUAUAUAAGCCUUCUUGUUUGUUUUCUAUUAUCUGCUAAGUUGUACCUUAAUUAGAGGGUAGUAAAUAUUUCAUAAAGAAGAGUCUUUAUAAUUUUGUUUGUCAUAUAGUAUUUUGGAAUUUGUAUAAUGAGGAUGUUUAGAAGCCAUAUCAAUGGCUUUUUUUAACAGAUAGAAUUUGUAUUUUUAUUGUACUUUAAAAAGCUUUAUGUAAUAGGUAUAUAUUUAGUGGCCAUUUAUGGUUAACACAAUAGAGUAUACUAAAAUGGUAUUUGCACAUUUAAGAUAUGUUACUUUACCAAUUUUUAAUGGUAAUCAAUUCUACUACUGGCAUGAUUAAAUAAUACAUAAUUGGUCAUUAAUUAUGAACAUUUAUUUCACCAGUGCAUUUUUUUGAAGAUCCAGUUGAAAAUUGUAUUUCUAUGUAAACUCAAUGAUAUGUUUGAUUUUGCCAAGAAUAAAUGAUUUUAAAUAAA